Molecule: messenger RNA, 402 nt
Organism: Laccaria bicolor S238N-H82
Lineage: Eukaryota; Fungi; Basidiomycota; Agaricomycetes; Agaricales; Hydnangiaceae
Exons: 2
Coding region: 1-402 (133 amino acids)
Biological process (GO): siroheme biosynthetic process
Molecular function (GO): uroporphyrin-III C-methyltransferase activity
Source: RefSeq, a predicted model, not a curated record
AUGGUCGCACAAGUGCCUCUCCAAACUAGCUACCCUCUUGGACGAAGAGAUGCUCGAGCUGACGGCGGACAAACCUCUGAACCCACCACCCAUUCACGCCUUCUCGCCCCACUAUCUAACGGGCCAAUCAUCCUGCCGGGUUCUGCCACCCUGCUCACCCUCCUCACGCACCAAAUACUCACUAUCCACCUGAACCUCAUUUUGGCGGACAAACUCGUCCCGCAGGGCGUGCUAAACCUCAUAUCCAACAAGGCAGAACUCACCAUCGCGAAAAAGUCCCCCGGGAAUGCAGAUAAAAGCCAGGAAGAAAUGAUGCAUCUCACUGAGGAAGGCGCGCCGAAGGGGGUUGUGCGUCGUUCGCUUAAAACAAGGCGAUCCCUCUAUAUACGACCACGCCUCUGA